Pipistrellus nathusii (Nathusius's pipistrelle) is the source of this 1551-nucleotide messenger RNA. The record is from the annotation of a GenBank genome assembly. NCBI's taxonomy places the organism in Eukaryota, Metazoa, Chordata, Mammalia, Chiroptera, Vespertilionidae.
AUGCCGCUGCGGGACGAAGCCCUCCGGGAGGUGUGGGCCUCGGACAGCGGACAGGAGAGCGGGAGCCCCGAGGUGCGGCGGCGCCCCCCGCAGCGACUCGCCCGGGGCCCGAAGCUGAAGGAGAGGCCGGCGGCCCCCGAGCCCCCUGCGCCCCGGAGGCCGGGCGCCGCGCGGAGGCGGAGGCCGCCCCCCCAGCCCGACUUCGCCAAGUUCCUGCGGGACCCCGAGGCCCGGCGCGACCCCCGAGACGCCUUCCUGGUGGCCCGAGCGCGCGGGGCGGAGGAGGAGGAGGAGGAGGAGGAGGAGGAGGGGAAAGAGCGAGGCCCCCUGCCCCCCAGGAAGCCCCCUAAGGAGGAGGAGAAGGCUCCGGCGGCCCCGGGGGCCAGGAGGGUGCCCAGCACAGGGGCCCCGGGCAGCCCCGUGCCGCCACCGAAGCCCCUGCGGGCGAAGAAGGUGCCGGCGGGCGGAGGCGCCCGGCCGAGGAGGACGAGGAGGAAAGGGGCUGGGGCAGGCGGCACGGCCCCCCCGGAGCCCGGGGCGAGCUCGGCGGGGGCGCGGAAGGCCCCGGAGGCCCUGUUCCUGGUGGCGGAGGAAGGCCCGGCCGGGAAGGCUCUGAGGAGGAGAGGUGCUCCCAAAGACCCCGAGGAGGAGCGGAAGGAGGAAGAGGGGGAGGAGGGAGACGCGGCGGCUGUGGCGACCAAGAACAGCAACCAGAAGGGCAAAGCGAAAGGAAAAGGCAAAAAGAAAGCGAGCGAGGAGCGGGCCGCGUCCCCGCCCGUGGAGGUGGGCGAGCCGCGGGAGUUCGUGCUGCGGCCGGCCCCGCAGGGCAGGACCGUGCGCUGCCGGCUGACGCGGGACAAGAGGGGCGUGGACCGCGGCCUGUUCCCCUCCUACUUCCUGCACCUGGACGCCGAGAGGAAGGUGUUCCUCUUGGCUGGCAGGAAGCGGAAACGGAGCAAGACGGCCAACUACCUCAUGUCCAGCGACCCCACCAAUCUGUCCCGAGGAGGGGAGAAUUUUGUGGGGAAGCUGAGGUCCAACCUCCUGGGGAACCGCUUCACCGUCUUUGACAGCGGGCAGAACCCGCACCGCGGCGGGGGCGCCGACGUGGGGAGCCUCCGGCAGGAGCUGGCGGCUGUGAUUUAUGAAACCAACGUGCUGGGCUUCCGAGGUCCGCGGCGCAUGACGGUCAUCAUUCCGGGCAUGAAUUCAGACAACGAGAGGGUCCCCAUCCGGCCCCGAAACGCCAGCGAUGGGCUGCUGGUGCGCUGGCAGAACAAGACUCUGGAGAGCCUCAUUGAGCUGCACAACAAGCCUCCGUUCUGGAAUGAAGCCACAGGCUCCUACACCCUCAACUUCCAAGGCAGAGUCACGCAGGCCUCGGUGAAGAACUUCCAGAUUGUGCACGCCGAUGACCCGGACUACAUCGUGCUGCAGUUCGGCCGCGUGGCGGAGGACGCCUUCACCCUGGACUACCGCUACCCGCUGUGCGCCCUGCAGGCCUUCGCCAUCGCCCUCUCCAGCUUCGACGGGAAGCUGGCCUGCGAGUGA